AUGGAUGCUCACGACGUGCCCUCUAGGCUUUGCUGCUACCCAUUUUCCAAGCCCCCUCCCCUGCCCCUCCCUUCCCCUUUGCUUGCCACCCUUCCCGUCUCCUCCCGUCCCCCCUGUCCCUUCCCGUCUCCUCCCGUCCCCCCUGUCCCUUCCCGUCUCCUCCCGUCCCCCCUGUCCCUUCCCGUCUCCUCCCGUCCCCCCUGUCCCUUCCCAAGGAAAGUGGCUCAUGACGGGGAGCAGUGGCCCGUGGACGCACAUGACCUGCCGUCGCUGCUGCUGUCUGUGCUCAUGCCCACUUACCCGUGCCCGGCAGAGGAGAGAGUGGGCGCAUGGGGAGAUGGCGGCAAGUGGGUGUGCAUGCUGCCAACUGCGAUUCAAGAAAACCCUAUAGUGUACAGUGUGGGCAGCAACGAGCAGUAUGACUUUGAGCAAGCCAUCGGCGCUGCGCUGCACACCAAGCCAUUCACCUUCGACCCUUUCCUCUCCCCCAACGCCUCCCAGCGCAUGCACGCCCUCCCCUUCCUCCACUUCCACGAAAUCGCCGUCGCGGGCGCAGCAAGCUUGGAGGAUUUCCGGGCGAAGAACCCCGGCAUCACGUUCAUGACUCUGCAGGGGGCGAUGGAGAAGCUAGGGCACUCGUAUGUGGAUGUGCUGAAGAUGGACUGUGAGGGUUGUGAGGAGGAGUUUAUCAUGGGCCUGAAGAGGGAGACGGAUGCGUUUCUGGAGAGGAGGAGGGCGGAGGGAGGGGUUUGGACAGAGGAUGAGAAGGCGGGGAAGCGGCGGGGGAGGGGCGAUGCAAAGCUGGUGGUGAAUGGGGGGAACCUGCCAUUCGGACAGCUGCAGGUGGAGUUCCACUACAUGCACAAGCCCCAGCAGUCGCUGCCCUAUCUGUACGCCAUGGAGGGCAUGGGGUACCGCAUGUUCCAUGUGGAGCCCAACCCGCUGUGCUACUCAUGCAUCGAGGUGGCGUUCGUGCACGAGGACUUGGUGUUCCCUCCCUUGAGCCUUGACUGCGGGUCACUUCUGAGGCGGUCUGAGGUUUCAGAGUAUGUGGCACGUGGUGGUGAUAGGUCACCCCAACCCCACCCCAAACCCAUUGUGCCCCAUGUUGCUGGUGCCUCCUUUGAGGCUUGA
This is a messenger RNA of Closterium sp. Yama58-4, 1134 nucleotides long. Lineage: Eukaryota; Viridiplantae; Streptophyta; Zygnematophyceae; Desmidiales; Closteriaceae. The record is from the annotation of a GenBank genome assembly.